Messenger RNA from Trichogramma pretiosum, 2429 nucleotides. RefSeq lists its product as uncharacterized. Bases 321 to 2369 code for a protein of 682 amino acids. The record is from RefSeq and is a predicted model, not a curated record. The transcript has 5 exons. NCBI's taxonomy places the organism in Eukaryota, Metazoa, Arthropoda, Insecta, Hymenoptera, Trichogrammatidae.
CGCGCGCACCAUGCACCGUAGUACAACUACUCGAGAAGCUGUUUGAUCAAUGCGACGAUGCGUUACAGGUUGCGUGCGCGGUGUGCAGCGCAGUGAAGGCACGCAUACCGAUGUGGUAUACAGGUAUAUACAGCGCCGGGGGAUGUAAGUCUUAUCGUAGGCAUUGUCUAUAACCCUCGCGAUGCAGUCGACAGCAACGCGCCGCACGCAGCGAAGCGUCGUCGUAGUCGUCGCGCGCGCGCGGGUCUUUGGAUUUUUGACAACAACAACAACGAUAACAACAAAUAAGUGAUAAAGAUGCGAGAAAUUUAAAAAAAAACAUGAAGUGCCCGAAGGUGACGAAGGAGGAGGAGGUGGAGUCGGUCAAAGGCGCUCCCAUUACGCUGACUCGAUGCCAGCAAUCGUUCGGCACGAUUUCUCGGCUCUCGAGUCAUCUGGAGGGCGACUGCGUCCUUCUGCCGACGAAACCGAAACAACCGGUGCCGACGUCUCGACGCGCGCCGCGACGCAGUCGAGCCGUACAGACCGAGCGGCGCGAGAUCGAGUGCCAGACCGAUCCCUGGGAGCCGCCGUUCAAGAAUCUGCCAAAGUGCAAACCCGGCGACGAGCCGGAAUUACUGAGGCUGGGAUGGCUGACCUGGGGCAAGGGACUGCCCGCGGGCGAGCGCGAGGCCCGCCUCAUCAUUCGGGCGCGCAAGCGACGCGCCUGGGAGCGCAUGCUACCGCCACCGGACUCGGCCUGCAACAUUCGCAAGCGCGAGGCCAUAAUCCGGGCCCUCGAGGCCGACGAGCUGGCCUAUCGCGACGCCGAUCUGCAGGAGAGGUACGACGGCCUGCUGAGGGAGGCGAUCCGGCGCUUGCGCUGCUGGGAGGCCAAGAAGGCGGGCAAGGCCAGGGCCAGGCUGGAUCUGCUCGAGGCCAAGCUGCAGGAGCGCGGCCAGCGCUGCAUGGACAAGCUGAGGACUCGGGCGAGCCGAGAGCUCCGGAAGCUGCGCGAAAAUCAUCGUCGAGGCUCGAUCGGGACCUGUAGAAAGAGCUGCGGAGUCGCGGGUGGAGGAGGAGGACCGUUGCCAGCGAGGAGAUCGCGACACAGACCGUGCACGGCCAAGUUAGCUCUGCCGCCGACGAGGAUGAUGCAGCCCGACGGACGCGGAGACGCCGUCCUCACCACGACCAAGAUCCCCCGUUGGCUGCUGGACAUGGUGCAGGGCAAGUCGCCCGCGCGACACGGUGGAUCCGCCGCCGCUGCCGCGGCAGCCGAGGCCAUCAAGCAGGGACUCUGCUCGCGCUGGAUGAAGAGGCUGCGCAGCGUCUGCGGCAAGGAGCAGCUCGAGGACGCCACGUCCGGAGCGCCGGAGCACGAUCUGCUGCGGCCGGCCGUGUGCAGCGGCGGAGGCGACGGACCCUGCGGCCUUCAGGCCAGCUCGGCCGAGUCCCUCGACGAGCUCGAGCGCGCCAAGCGCCUGCUACGCGCCCUCGAGCAGCGGCCUCCGGUCGACGGCGAUCUCGAGACGCCCUCGGACGGUGGGGACACGGGCGAGGGCGAGGAGGACUGGGACGCGGACUUCGACGAGCGCCGGCUCCGCUCGGACGAGGAGUCCGAGGACGAGAACGCCCCGACGACGAUACGCAGCGAGAGAUCGCUGAUAGCCUCGGAAGUGAUGGCCGCGGUGGAGGCACGCUGCAUCGCCGACAAGCUGCAGGAACUGAAUCGCGAGCUCGCGGAGCGCGAGGCCGGCCUGAGAGAGCACGAGGAGGCGGUGCAGGAGGAGCGCCGUCGAGCCGAGGAGCGACUGGUCGCCGGCAUCUGCGAGAUCGUCGAGUGCGAGCGUCGCAAGGCCGAGCGCGAGAGGAAGCUGCAGGAGAUGAGAGACGCUUACAGGCCACCUUGCCCGGAGCCAGAGCCCAAGGAAGACCCCAACGCGGAGGAUGCCUUAUUCCUCGAAGGGGAUGCCGAUGAGGAACUGGAGGACACCGUGGCGAGGCUCGUCUAUCGGCUGGUCAUACCGAAAGCCGACAGGAUAAUCGAUCAGGAGGCUGACCGAAAGCUCAGGCUCACCGCGGCUUACGGAGCCGUGCACGAUCUCAUUUACGGAUUGACGCAUCCACCCGACUGCGACAAUCUCAGCUCGUCGUCCAACUUCGAUCCAGACGAUGAUAAAUCGACGAGCGAGAAUAAAUGGACCCAGUGCGAGUCGACGGACGACGAGAACAACAUCGAGCGCCUCGGGGACGCCAUUCAGCUGAUUCUCGACAGCGUGCCGUCCGACAAUGAUAGCUCGAAAGACGCGAUACACGAAGUCUUGAUGGAGCUGCUCGAGGAAGCUCAGCAGGAGGCACGUACGGACGAGAGGACUGGUGCGGAAUGAAUACAACAAUGAAGAAGAAGAGACAAUGUUUUUUUUUUAUCGUAUCGAAAUUUAUUUAUU